AUGGCAGAAUUCUCCGCCAACAAGCAGGUCUCCGCAUCCACCAAAGCUACACCAUUCUUCGCGAACUAUGGAUUCCACCCCUGUUUCACAGUGACGAUUAAAUCGCUCGACAGGACCCCACCGAGUCUCAAUGCUAAAGACUUCGCCUCGAAGAUGAAAGAACUCCAUGAGUACUUACGUUCCAACAUCCGCACGGCGCAGGAUCAACAAGAGCAGGCCGUCAACACUAAACGAACGCCGGCCCUACGGUACGAUGUCGGUGAUAUGGUGUUUGUUUCAGCAAAAAACAUCCGAACCACGCGUAACUCCCGGAAGCCGGACUGGAAGAAACUGGGACCGUUCCCCACUAAAGAAAUUAUAUCGCCAUAUGCGUAUCGAGUUGACCUGCCUAGGAGUAUGAAAAUGCACCCCGUCUUCCAUGUAUCAUUGCUAGACCCCGCUGCAAACGAUCCUGUACCGGGCCAAAUUCAACCACUACCCCCACCUAUUAUCGUUGAGCAGGAGGGGGAGUAUGCAGUUGAGGAAGUCUUGGACUCGCAAGAAUUACGGAAUACUGGCCUGCAAUAUUUUGUUAAAUGGACAGGCUAUACCGACCCUACCUGGGAACCCGCCGCAUACCACGACAAUACCGUCGCCGUCGAUAUCUUCCAUACACAUUACCCUGACAAACCUGGACCGUUGGAAGGCAAGAUUAAUGUUAAGGCUCGCAGGAGCUCGCGCUUGAAGGGAGGGGCUACUUUCAUGGAUCGACUAGUGGAGGAACGGGUUUACGAAGAGUUGGCUUAG
Messenger RNA from Morchella sextelata, 786 nucleotides. RefSeq lists its product as uncharacterized. The transcript has a single exon. Bases 1 to 786 code for a protein of 261 amino acids. The record is from RefSeq and is a predicted model, not a curated record. Lineage: Eukaryota; Fungi; Ascomycota; Pezizomycetes; Pezizales; Morchellaceae.